This is a messenger RNA of Arabis nemorensis, 1506 nucleotides long. Lineage: Eukaryota; Viridiplantae; Streptophyta; Magnoliopsida; Brassicales; Brassicaceae. The record is from the annotation of a GenBank genome assembly.
AUGCGGAGAUCGAUUGCAAUCGGGAUUGCGUUAACGGCGAAAGGUUUUCUUCAUCGGCAUCUUUUGGAGAAAGGUAAUCCUGCAACUGCUCUCUUUCGUUUCCGAGCAUUUUCCGGUGGCUGUGAUUACAGAGAGAGAUUGAGAAGUGGGUUUCACUCUAUUAAGUUAGACGAUGCACUUGAUUUAUUCUGUGACAUGGCUGAGUCUCGUCCCCUUCCUUCCAUUGUUGAUUUCACUAGAUUAUUGAUUGCUAUUGCCAAGAUGAACAAGUAUGUUCUUGUUAUCCAUCUGUUCCGGCAAACGGAAAAUCUGGGGAUUCCACAUGAUCUCUAUAGCUUCAGUAUUUUGAUUGAUUGUUUAUGUCGAUGCUCUCAACUCUCUAUUGCUCUAUCUUGUCUUGGGAAGAUGAUGAAGGUUGGUUACGAACCUAGUGUAGUAACAUUAGGCUCACUGGUCAAUGGAUUCUGUCGCGGGAAUCGAAUUUACGAUGCCAUGUCUCUGGUUGAUCAAAUGGUUGGAUUGGGAUACGAAUCGAAUGUUGUAAUCUACAACACGAUUAUUGAUAGUCUUUGCGGAAACCAACUUGUGAAUACCGCGCUUGAUGUUUUCAACCAUAUGGAAGAUAUAGGAGUUCGACCUGAUGUUGUUACCUACAACUCUCUCAUUACUGGCCUUUUUAAUUGCGGUAUAUGGGGUGUCUCCGCUAGACUACUGAGCCAUAUGAUGAAGAAAGGAAUCAACCCGGAUGUAAUCACUUUCAGUGCUAUGAUCAAUGCGUAUGUGAAAGAAGGGGAGCUUUUAGAAGCUAAGAAAGUGUACAAGGAGAUGAUCCGAAGGUCGAUAAAUCCCAAUAUCGUCACUUACAAUUCAUUGAUCAACGGGCUUUGCAUUCACGAUCGUCUACAUGAGGCUAAAAAUAUGUUUCGUUUUAUGGUAAGUAAAGGUUGCUUCCCGAAUCUAGUGACUUAUAAUACUCUCAUAAAUGGAUAUUGCAAGUCUAAGAGGGUAGAUGAAGGGAUGAAAAUCUUCUGUGUGAUGUUGCGCGAUGGACUGGUUGGUGACUCAUUCACUUACAACACUCUUUUUCAAGGUUAUUGUCAAGUGGGGAAACUUAAUGCUGCGCAAAAGGUUUUGUGUCGGAUGGUUUCUUGCGGCGUGCCUCCCGAUAUUUUUACCCACAACAUUUGGUUAGACUGUCUAUGUGAGCAUAGGAAGAUAGGGAAAGCAUUGGUGAUAUUGGAGGAGAUGCAAAAGAGUGAAAUGGUUCUAAGUAUUAUUACAUAUAAUAUCAUCAUCAAAGGAAUGUGCAAGGGUGAUAAAGUGGAAGAUGCUUGGUAUUUAUUUUGCAACCUUGCACUCAAAGGAGUAAUGCCUGAUGUUAUAACCUUUGUUACAAUGAUGAUAGGAUUGCGUAGGAAAGGACUAUGGCGUGAAGCGCACGAGCUGUAUAGAAAAAUGAAAGAAGAUGACUGGAGGUAUAAAAGAGGUAAUUGGGAGCCAUCUUAG